AUAGUGCACGGGCUGAAGAGCAGCGAUGUGGCCAAGACCUUCCGGAAAGCCAUCAAUAAGAAAGAGGGACUCAGGAACGUGGCGGGAACGUCGGAGCAGUCGGGAACGCAGCACUCUUACUCAGAGGAGGAGAAGGUGGCGUUUGUGAACUGGAUCAAUAAAGCUCUGGAGAAAGAUGCUGACUGUAAACACGUCCUGCCGAUGGACCCCCACACCGACGACCUGUUCACCGCCAUGGGGGACGGCAUCGUGCUCUGUAAGAUGAUCAACCUGUCCGUCCCCGACACCAUCGACGAGAGGACGAUCAACAAGAAGAAACUCACUCCCUUCACCAUCCAGGAGAACCUGAACCUGGCUCUGAACUCGUCGUCAGCCAUUGGCUGCCACGUGGUCAACAUAGGGGCGGAAGACCUGAAGGAGGGCCGGCAGCACCUGGUCCUGGGUCUGCUGUGGCAGGUCAUCAAGAUCGGGCUGUUCGCUGACAUCGAGCUCAGCAGGAACGAAGCUCUGAUCGCUCUUCUGCGUGACGGAGAGUCUCUGGAGGAUCUGAUGAAACUUUCCCCCGAAGAGCUGCUGCUGCGCUGGGCCAACUUCCACCUGGAGGAGGCCGGCUGCAGUAAGAUCAACAACUUCAGCUCCGACAUCAAGGACUCGAAGGCGUACUACAGCAUCCUGAACCAGGUCGCCCCGAAAGGAGACGAGGAGGGGAUCCCCCCCAUCGCCAUCGAUGUGUCCGGACUCAGGGAGAAGGACGAUGUGCAGAGAGCGGAGAUGAUGUUGCAGCAGGCUGACCGGCUUGGCUGCAGACAGUUCGUCAUGCCGACAGACGUCGUCCGCGGCAACCCCAAACUCAACCUGGCCUUCGUUGCUAACCUGUUCAACAAAUACCCGGCGCUGAAGAAACCCGAGAACGUGGACAUCGACUGGAGCUCCAUCGAGGGUGAGACCCGGGAGGAGCGGACCUUCAGGAACUGGAUGAAUUCUCUGGGAGUGAAUCCUCGAGUGAACCACCUCUACGUGGACAUUGACGACGCGCUGGUGAUCUUCCAGCUCUACGAGAAGAUUAAGGUCCCAGUGGAUUGGGACAAAGUCAACAAGCCGCCAUACUCCAAACUGGGAAGCAACAUGAAGAAGCUGGAGAACUGUAACUACGCGGUGGAGUUGGGGAAGAAGGAGGCCAAGUUCUCUCUGGUGGGCAUCGCGGGGCAGGACCUGCACUCCGGGAAUCGAAAGCUCACCCUCGCUCUGCUCUGGCAGCUCAUGAGGAGGUACACUCUGAACAUCCUGGAGGAUCUGGGCGACGGUCGUAAAGUGACGGAUGACACCAUCGUGUGCUGGGUGAACGACGCUCUCACUCAGGCGGGGAAACCCACCAUCAGCAGCUUCAAGGACGCGUCGAUCAGCAGCAGCAUGCCGGUCCUGGACCUGAUCGACUCCAUCCAGCCCGGAUCAAUCAGAUACGACCUGCUGAAGACUGAAGACCUGACGGAGGACGAGAAGCUCAACAACGCAAAGUAUGCUAUCUCCAUGGCGAGGAAGAUGGGCGCCCGAGUGUACGCGCUGCCGGAGGACCUGGUGGAGGUGAACCCUAAGAUGGUGAUGACGGUGUUCGCCUGCCUGAUGGCCCGCGGCAUGAAGAGGGCCUGAAGAGGGCAUGAAGAGGGCCUGACGAGGGCCUGAAGAGGGCCUGAAGAGGGCCUGAAGAGGGCCUGACGAGGGCCUGACGAGGGCCUGACGAGGGCCUGAAACCGCCUCGUUAACACAUUAGCAAUACUGAGGUUAAUUAAUAAAAAGUCAGGUACUUCAGGGUUAAAACUCCAAACAAGACAGAUGUUUAAAGUGUUUAUGUUGCUCAGUCAUCUGUGAUCUGCAGCUGUGAUGUUCCUCAUGUUUACUAAAUAAAUACAAUCAGGUACUUCAGGGUGAAACAGGACCACCAGAGAUUUCCUCUGCAAACAUUGAGAGGCUUCAAAGUCUGUGUUUACGGUUCCUCUUCUUAUCUCUGCUCAGGGUUUUCACUCAAAACACAAUCUUUUACACCAAAUGUUUGCAAUAAAUAAAGUUUUUUGUAUAAUCA
This is a messenger RNA of Gymnodraco acuticeps, 2077 nucleotides long. It is a transcript of the gene lcp1, whose product is annotated as lymphocyte cytosolic protein 1 (L-plastin). Lineage: Eukaryota; Metazoa; Chordata; Actinopteri; Perciformes; Bathydraconidae. Gene Ontology annotation, cellular component: actin filament; cytoplasm; actin filament bundle. Gene Ontology annotation, biological process: actin filament network formation; actin filament bundle assembly. Gene Ontology annotation, molecular function: calcium ion binding; actin filament binding. The record is from RefSeq and is a predicted model, not a curated record.